AUGGUUCCGCAUAGCUGUCUUCUCUGCCAGUCAUGCACAUCGCUGCCGGAGAUUGACUCAGAACUCGAGACAUUAGCCCUCAACACGCUGAGGAUCCUGUGUCAUGCGACGUGGCGCGAGAGAGCCUGGAUUCUACAAGAGAUACUGCUCAGUCAGAACUACUUGCUGACUUGGGAUGAUAGUGGCGAGUGGCUCUCCCUUGCCGACACCGCUGUGAUUGCCGCACUCUUAUACCGUCGGAAUCUGGAAGAGACAUGGCUCGACGAGUUUGCGUCCUGGUGCCGCAGAUUAUGGUAUCUCAGGCAGAACUACGACGAAGCCCAAACGUACGAGCUGUGCGACGCGAAUGUGCUGCAGCUAGCUUCCACGCUUAGCGCGACGGUACCUUCGGAUAAGUACUAUGCCUUGUGUGGUAUGCUGCGACUCAAGAAUGUGAAGCCAAACCCAGCACAUAGUGCCAACGAAGCACUUGAGGUUAUCGUAAAUGCCUUGGUUCAAGAAGGCCGGAUGAGCUGGUUGUAUGCUGUUCCGCCAUCGCUUGGUGUUCCUAUGCAACUUCGAAAUGGAGAAAUGGCCCCAUUUGUCCUGACACGACUUGAAGAUCGUCUAAAGCCCAACAAGAAGCAUAACGCCGUUAUUCGGUCCAAAGAGCUUACUCUCGAUGCGAUACGACUCGGGCGGGUUACGGAGGUACUGCCACUCUCACAGGUCCUGGAGUCAGCAUCCAACCACCUACGCGAGACCCGCGAUUUUGACUUCUCCGAAAGUAUAGCCUUCAUCGACGAGCCUCUGAUCCAGGAGAUGUGUGAAGGCGCUGCCGAGGAAGACGUGCAAAUCGUUAGAUCAGCCGCUGCAUCACUCUAG
Messenger RNA from Alternaria novae-zelandiae, 864 nucleotides. RefSeq lists its product as uncharacterized. The transcript has 2 exons. Lineage: Eukaryota; Fungi; Ascomycota; Dothideomycetes; Pleosporales; Pleosporaceae. The coding region runs from base 1 to 864 and encodes 287 amino acids. The record is from RefSeq and is a predicted model, not a curated record.